Messenger RNA from Akanthomyces muscarius, 300 nucleotides. RefSeq lists its product as uncharacterized. The record is from RefSeq and is a predicted model, not a curated record. The transcript has 3 exons. The coding region runs from base 1 to 300 and encodes 99 amino acids. Lineage: Eukaryota; Fungi; Ascomycota; Sordariomycetes; Hypocreales; Cordycipitaceae.
AUGAAGUUCUCUGCCGCUACUGUCGCUUCCGCUCUUGUCAGCCUUGUCGCUGCCGAGGCACCUUGUCCCACCAUCACCACCAGCGCCGAUGUGUGCAGCACGUGCCUUGCCAAUGCCUGCCUGGCCUACGAGACGGUGCAUGUCCCCAGCGGCUGCGACGUGUCGACCGAGACGCUCAGCUAUCCGUGCUCUGAGAGCAAGUGCCCUGGAGGGCGCUGCGGAGGUACGAGCUAUGUAUACGUCCACGAAGCUACUGCGACACCUACUGCCACCGAUGGUCCUGCCUGCCGUGCCAACUGA